UCGUGUGUGUAUAUAUAUGUGUAUAUGCACAUAAAAAGAAAGUUAUAAAGAAAUGGAAAUGAAUGCUAUGGAUAGUAUUAUAGUAUUGGGGCUGUUAUAACCAAAUACCACAGACUGGUUGGCUUAUAAAUAGUAGGAAUUUCUUUAUCAAGUUCUGGAGACUGGAAAGUUCAAGAUCAACUCAGCAGCAGAUUCAGGGUCUGGUAAGGCCUCCAUUUUGGUGUGUAGAUGGCUGUUUUCAUGCUGUGUCUCCGCAUGUUGAAGGAACAAAGGCCAUCUCUGGAGUCUUUUGAAAGGACACUAACCUCAUUUAUAAGGGCUGCACCCAAUGACCUAAUCACUGCUGAAAGGUCCCACUUCCUGAUACCAAAACACUGGGAUUAGGAUUUCAACAUAUGGAUUUUGUAGGGAUGUAAACAUUCCCCACAUCAUACAAUAUAGAACUAAAAAGCAGACUUGGCAUCCUUCACAAAAUUAUAAAUAUGUUUAUGAACUUAAAGAGUGGAUAUCAAUAUAAUUGAAAAAUAUCAAAUUCAGGGUCUUGCUGGGAGAACCAUAGAUGUUUUAUUCACUCUUGUACCUGAGAUUUGUGUGGUUGAAAGUUCCUUAUUGUCUCUUUAGUAUUACAUUUAUUGUUUUGCUUCCCAUAGACAUGAAGCCAUUAUUAUCUCAGGAACCGAAAUGGCCAAACAUAUCCAGAAAGAAAUUCAGCAAGGUGUGGCGUCCUGGAUUUCCCUUGGGAACAGAAGACCUCACCUCAGCAUCAUUUUGGUGGGAGACAACCCAGCAAGCCAUACCUACGUCAGGAAUAAGAUAAGAGCUGCCUCUGCUGUAGGUAUCUGUAGUGAGCUUAUUCUAAAGCCUAAGGAGGUUUCCCAGGAAGAGCUUUUGGAUAUAAUUGAUCAAUUGAACAUGGACCCGAGAGUCAGUGGUGUGUUAGUUCAGUUACCACUGCCAGGCCACGUGGAUGAACGAACAAUCUGCAAUGGAAUUGCUCCAGAAAAAGAUGUAGACGGCUACCAUAUUAUCAACAUCGGCAGACUGUGCCUUGACCAGCACGCCCUCAUUCCCGCCACCGCCAGCGCCGUGUGGGAAAUGAUAAAGAGGACAGGUGAUGCAACUGUGACCAUAACUCACAGAUAUACUCCCAAGGAACAACUGAAGAUCCACACGCAGCUGGCAGAUAUCAUCAUUGUUGCUGCAGGUAUUCCAAAGUUGAUUACAUCUGAUAUGGUGAAAGAAGGUGCCACUGUAAUCGAUGUGGGCAUCAACUAUGUCCAUGACCCUGCGACAGGGAAGACAAAAUUAGUUGGAGAUGUGGACUUUGAAGCCGUUAAGAAGAAAGCCGGCUUUAUCACCCCUGUUCCAGGAGGCGUGGGACCCAUGACGGUGGCAAUGCUUCUGAAGAACACACUUCUGGCAGCUAAAAAACUAAUUUACUAGAUCACAUGGUAGAGUGAAGUAAACUGAAGUCACGCGUUCAUUUACUUGACCAAGGGCAGAACCUUUAUAUUUUACUACAAAGCUAUUUAUUUCUGCAUUGCAUUUAUUUUUUCAUGGAUGGAGUCAUCCUGGAUCAGAUGACUCACAGAAUUUUAUGCAUUUCCUGCUAACUUAUUUUGAGUUUUAGGAAAAAAACAAAAUUCCAAUGAAAAUGGUGGUAAUAAUUGUUUACUUUUAGGAUAAGUGUUCAUCAUGUAACAAAGAGCUCGUAAUAAAUAUAUUUUUGACACAAGUG
This is a messenger RNA of Otolemur garnettii (small-eared galago), 1738 nucleotides long. RefSeq names its product methylenetetrahydrofolate dehydrogenase (NADP+ dependent) 2 like (gene MTHFD2L). The coding region runs from base 682 to 1443 and encodes 253 amino acids. The transcript has 6 exons. The record is from RefSeq and is a predicted model, not a curated record. Gene Ontology annotation, cellular component: mitochondrion. Gene Ontology annotation, biological process: tetrahydrofolate interconversion. NCBI's taxonomy places the organism in Eukaryota, Metazoa, Chordata, Mammalia, Primates, Galagidae. Gene Ontology annotation, molecular function: methylenetetrahydrofolate dehydrogenase (NAD+) activity; methylenetetrahydrofolate dehydrogenase (NADP+) activity; methenyltetrahydrofolate cyclohydrolase activity.